Pseudopipra pipra is the source of this 823-nucleotide messenger RNA. RefSeq names its product cyclin dependent kinase 2 associated protein 2 (gene CDK2AP2). Gene Ontology annotation, biological process: negative regulation of G1/S transition of mitotic cell cycle; regulation of microtubule cytoskeleton organization. NCBI's taxonomy places the organism in Eukaryota, Metazoa, Chordata, Aves, Passeriformes, Pipridae. The transcript is spliced from 4 exons. The record is from RefSeq and is a predicted model, not a curated record. The coding region runs from base 276 to 683 and encodes 135 amino acids. Gene Ontology annotation, cellular component: nucleus; cytoplasm; microtubule.
GACGCGCGUGCGUCAUCACCGCGAGCGGCGGCGGUGGCGGCGGGGGAAGAACCCCGGGAGAGCCCCGGGUCGGGCCGGGCCAGCGCAGCGCCACCGGGAACCGGGGCCGCCGCGCUCCGCUCCGGUCCCCGGCGUCCCGCCGGGCCGAGCGGGGCCGAGCUGAGCUGAAGAGAGGCGGACAGCGGCGCUACCACCGGCGGGGCGAGCGCGGGGGCCGCACGCCGACCCCCGCCGGGGGGCUCCAGGCACCCGGGAGCGGCGGGCGGCCGUCGGGGAUGUCCUACAAGCCCAUCGCUCCCGCCCCCGCCACCCCCGGAGCCGCCAGCGCCAGCCCCGCCCCGCCGGGGCCCGGGGCGCCGUCCGCCGGUGAGAGACCCCCCGCCACGAGUGUCCCGUCGCCCUCCGGCUCCGUGCCCGGCGCCGCCGCCCCUUUCCGGCCGCUCUUCAAUGACUUCGGGCCGCCGUCCAUGGGUUACGUGCAGGCCAUGAAGCCCCCCGGGGCGCAGGGCUCGCAGAGCACCUACACCGACCUGCUCUCGGUCAUCGAGGAGAUGGGCAAGGAGAUCCGGCCCACCUACGCCGGCAGCAAGAGCGCCAUGGAGCGGCUGAAGCGGGGGAUCAUCCACGCCCGGGCGCUGGUCAGGGAGUGCCUGGCAGAGACAGAGCGAAACGCCCGCACGUAACGGCAGCUGCCGCCCGGGACCCCCCGGGACCCCCGGUGGCGGCGGGGGGGGGGGCCGCCGUGCUGCCCGCGCCCCCCCCCUCCCCGCGCUCUCCGCUCUUUAUAAAUGCCUGUUUUUAUAAAUAAAGGACAAUGUUGGGA